ACCAAAUUCCGAAGAGUCAACAAGCCGUCGUGUUGGUGUUCAACUACCGUCCAUCCAUAUUUUUUCAUUUUUUCUACAUUUUUUCCUCCGCCUAUUGGUCAUUUCAGCUCGCGAUCUGUGUCAACUUUUUUCGUAUAAUUAUUUUUCAAACAGGCUUUCGUAUCGUUAAUUCGUUCGGAUUUUUCUGGUUUCCACGGCAAACAGUGCCCCCAUUCCCGUUACUAACGCAGGUCUGUCUUCGUGUUGUGCGUGUGGUAUGCCACUAACAAUUUCUGACUUAUCCAUAUUGUACGCUGCUUACCAGCACGAUGUCAAGAUCAACAGUUUCCAACAAUGACCUGAGAAUGAAAAAGCGUAGUUUGGCUGGUGAUGUAGCCCUCGGCUUGUACGUUUUGGCUUUAGUGUUUGUGUUAAUUUCAUUUUUUUCAGCCAGUUGGUUAGUCAGCGAUGAGAGAAUCACAGGUGCAAAAUUAGAAAGAUUUGGAUUGUGGACUCAUUGUUUUCGCUCACUAGCUGAUCCUAAUGAUCUGGCAGAGCAAAGAUUUUUUGUUGGAUGCCACUGGAUUUUUGAUCCUUUCACCAAGGGAUAUGAUGAAAUCAAAGGAUUUUUGUUACCAUUUUACAUAGUGGCAACUCAGUUUUUUUACACAAUUACAUUCCUGGGAACAUUAGUAUCAGCUGUUGGUUCGUCAAUGUUUCUUUUAUGUUGUAUACCUGAAGAAAAACGGUUUGUACAAAUAACUUUUGCUUUGGGCGUAACAUUGAUAAUAUCUGGUGUUUGUGCUGCAAUAUCAGUGUUAAUAUUUGCUUUGUUUGCCAACCGUCCAGGGUGGAUGCCUGGCCACGACAACAACUUCUUUGGUUGGGCAUUUGGUGUGGCUAUUGCAAGUUUCUUUACUUUACUUGGAUCUGGAGCAUUUUAUUUGAUAGAAACAAAUAUACAAGUGAAAAAAAGAAAAUAUUUGAAAGAAUCACAGACUAAAUUUGCCAUAGAGUUCAAAGGAUAAGCUCAAAUUAAUUUUCAAAUUUUAAUUUAGACCAUUAGAAUAUGUUUUUGAUAAUAACAUU
Molecule: messenger RNA, 1068 nt
Organism: Diuraphis noxia (Russian wheat aphid)
Lineage: Eukaryota; Metazoa; Arthropoda; Insecta; Hemiptera; Aphididae
Biological process (GO): regulation of tube size, open tracheal system; septate junction assembly
Cellular component (GO): membrane; septate junction
Source: RefSeq, a predicted model, not a curated record